GACAGGCGCAUGUGCGGACUCCUGCCAGGGGUCCUUCAGUUACGGUCUUCAUUCAAGAUGGCAACAGCGCUGCAAUUUCCUGCUAACGUCUCUACGUUGAAUAAUUAUAAUGAAUUAUAUCCUGACUGGACGCAGAGAGAAGUCAGCACCGGGACCACCAUCAUGGCGGUGGAGUUUGACGGAGGAGUGGUGAUGGGCGCUGACUCCCGCACCACCACCGGAGCUUACAUCGCUAACCGUGUGACGGACAAGCUGACUCCCAUCCACGAGCGGAUCUUGUGCUGUCGCUCGGGCUCGGCGGCGGACACACAGGCCAUCGCUGACGCCGUCACCUACCAGCUGGGCUUCCACAGCAUCGAGCUGGACGAGGCUCCUCUGGUGCAGACCGCUGCCAGUCUGUUCAGGGACAUGUGCUACAGGUACAGAGAGGAGCUGAUGGCCGGCAUCAUCGUGGGCGGCUGGGACCCUCGCAGAGGAGGACAGGUGUACACCGUGCCGGUCGGAGGGAUGAUGACCAGACAGCCGGUGUCCGUCGGAGGAUCCGGCAGCAGCUACAUCUACGGAUACGUGGACUCCAACUACAGACCUGGGAUGAGCAAAGAGGAGUGUCUCAAAUUCACCGCAGGAGCGCUGUCUCUGGCCAUGGAGAGGGACGGCUCCAGCGGUGGAGUGGUCAGACUAGCGGUCAUCUCGGAGCAGGGUGUGGAGAGACAGGUCAUCCUCGGGAACCAGCUUCCCAAGUUCUCCACCGUCUGAAUCCCAUCUGUGCUUUAGUUUUUCUAGAUGUUUGUCUCACAAAGUUCAAAUAAACAGGACUGACGUUGAA
Carassius gibelio (silver crucian carp) is the source of this 826-nucleotide messenger RNA. RefSeq names its product proteasome subunit beta type-6-like. The record is from RefSeq and is a predicted model, not a curated record. Lineage: Eukaryota; Metazoa; Chordata; Actinopteri; Cypriniformes; Cyprinidae. The transcript is spliced from 6 exons. Bases 10 to 756 code for a protein of 248 amino acids. Gene Ontology annotation, cellular component: proteasome core complex. Gene Ontology annotation, molecular function: threonine-type endopeptidase activity.